AUGUUGUCCAUCACCCGAGGACAUAGUGUCCUCCGGUCCUCUUACAGACCUCAACGCCACCAUGCCCUCCUCCUACAAUCCCAAAAACUCCUCUCAACAACCUCCGCAUCCCUACAAUCACAACCACAACCACCAACCGACCCCAGCACAACAGUCGUCGCGCCAGAAAAACACGAAAUCAAUGCGCCCCUAAGCACCCUCCCAGCGCCUCUCUCCCUCCCAGACCCCCUCCAACCCAACGCCCAAAUCCCAGCCAAACUCAUGCGCGUCGUCGCCAUCGGCCGCGCAUACCUCACAUUCUACAAGACAGGCCUGAAAAACGUCUUCCGCAACUACCGUGCCUCGCUCCCACUACGCAAACAACUAGGUCUACCGGCCUUCCUACCCACUUCUCCGCCGCGCAGGGUCGCGAAUCCCAAUCCCGUCGCAAGCCAGCCACAAUCCUCCAAGGGCGCCGCGGCCGGGCCCGCGCCGUCGCAGAACACAUAUGAUUUGCGGAAUCUGCGGCUUGGGCGAGGCCAGUUCCAGCUUGUGAGGCGCUCGGCGCGAGAUGUGAGGCGCAUGAUUCCGUUUACCAUGAUACUGGUUGUUUGCGGCGAGUUCACGCCGCUUAUUGUGCCGCUUUUUGGGUCCGCCAUUACGCCGGCGACGUGUCGGGUGCCUGGGCAGAUUGGGAAGGAGAGGGGCGUGGCGGCGGAGAGGAGGAAUGGGGCCUUGCGGGCUUGGGUUGGGGCGAGGCCGGAGAAUGGGCUGGAUGCGCCUAGGGCUGGGAGUGAGGAGGCGUUUGGGCUUUUGCUUGAGUUGGCGAAUCCGGCUUGGGUUGUUGGGGGGAGCUCGGCGGGUGUUUUGCAGGCUUGUGCGGUGUUUGGACUUGUUAAGAAGCAUGAUCGCGCUUGGGGAUCUGUGCUCGUGGGCUUGUAUCGGCGCAGGCUGUCGCAGUACCUUGAAUACCUUGCCAUUGAUGAUGCGAUGAUUCGGGGUGCGGGGGGAGUGGAGAAGAUGAGUUAUGCUGAGGUGCAGAUUGCGUUGGAUGAACGUGGUGCUGGGGAUGUGGGUGAGGCUAUGCGUCGUGAUGGUGAGGCGGAUGUUGAAACUUUUGAGAGGGAUUGGUUGAACAAAUGGUUGACUUCGAGAGAAUUAUGA
Penicillium verhagenii is the source of this 1143-nucleotide messenger RNA. RefSeq lists its product as uncharacterized. The record is from RefSeq and is a predicted model, not a curated record. Lineage: Eukaryota; Fungi; Ascomycota; Eurotiomycetes; Eurotiales; Aspergillaceae. The coding region runs from base 1 to 1143 and encodes 380 amino acids. The transcript has a single exon.